AUAGUCUCUGGCUCUCUACAGUCAGUGUGUAUUUUUUUUUAUUAUAUAACCCCGUUUUUAGUUAGUGCUCGUAAUUACAAGUGUUCUUCACAAAAAAAUUUUUAAAAAAUGGCAAAGAUCGUGCCUGCUUGUCGAAACGCCUUCCAACAGGUCCGAUCAUUUCACGUGGCAAGUAGUCAAAAUGCAGAGGCCAAAUUGAAGACGUUUUCGAUUUACCGAUGGAACCCGGACAAACCUGACGAGAAACCAUACAUGCAAGACUACAAAGUCGACUUGAAUACUUGCGGGCCUAUGGUUUUGGAUGCAUUGAUUAAAAUAAAAAAUGAAAUUGACCCUUCAUUGACAUUUCGUCGGUCAUGCAGAGAAGGAAUUUGUGGAUCUUGUGCAAUGAACAUCGGAGGAACUAAUACACUGGCUUGUAUUAGUAAGAUUGAUAACAAAAAUUUGACAGAAACCAGCAAAAUUUACCCGCUGCCGCAUAUGUACAUUGUUAAGGAUUUAGUACCGGAUAUGAACAAUUUCUAUAGCCAGUACAAGAGUAUCCAGCCCUGGCUUCAGAGGGAUGAUGGAAAGAAAGUUGGAACUCAGCAGUAUUUGCAGAGUGUUGAAGACCGUAAAAAAUUAGAUGGUCUCUACGAAUGCAUUUUAUGUGCAUGUUGCAGUACUUCUUGUCCAUCUUACUGGUGGAAUGCUGAUAAAUAUCUUGGACCAGCUGUUUUGAUGCAGGCUUACAGAUGGAUAAUUGAUUCACGUGACACCAAAACUCAGGAGCGUUUGAACGAACUGCGUGAUCCUUUCUCUGUUUUCCGUUGUCACACGAUCAUGAACUGCACUCGUACUUGUCCAAAAGGUCUGAACCCUGGUAGAGCAAUCGCUGAAAUUAAAAAACUACUGGGUGGUAUUAUCCAAAAAGGCAAACCUGGUUUAGAUACUACAGCAUUGCACAAUUAAUUAUUAAUACGGAGAUGAUUCCGAGUAUUAUAUUAUAGUCAAGGGAGGUGUAGUUUAAGAUCUCGAAUCUCUAAAUUGACUGGUUUAAACUUAUAAAGUUUAUUAAUGUUAUUUUAAAUAAAACGCAUCUUUGGCUUAAUCGAUAUGAGUAGAAAUAAAAUAAACUUUUUCAUUGUUUGAAAACUUGAUAAUAAAAUCUAAUUUCUAACGAGGUUCUUGUAAUUUUUUUUCUCUUGUAAAUAAAUAUUUGACAAAA
Messenger RNA from Cotesia glomerata, 1207 nucleotides. RefSeq names its product succinate dehydrogenase [ubiquinone] iron-sulfur subunit, mitochondrial-like (gene SdhB). Lineage: Eukaryota; Metazoa; Arthropoda; Insecta; Hymenoptera; Braconidae. The record is from RefSeq and is a predicted model, not a curated record. Gene Ontology annotation, molecular function: 2 iron, 2 sulfur cluster binding; electron transfer activity. Gene Ontology annotation, biological process: respiratory electron transport chain; tricarboxylic acid cycle; aerobic respiration. The transcript is spliced from 4 exons. Gene Ontology annotation, cellular component: mitochondrial membrane. The coding region runs from base 109 to 951 and encodes 280 amino acids.